This is a messenger RNA of Rosa rugosa (rugosa rose), 674 nucleotides long. RefSeq lists its product as uncharacterized. The record is from RefSeq and is a predicted model, not a curated record. The transcript is spliced from 3 exons. NCBI's taxonomy places the organism in Eukaryota, Viridiplantae, Streptophyta, Magnoliopsida, Rosales, Rosaceae. Bases 283 to 627 code for a protein of 114 amino acids.
CAGCCUUUUACUCCAUUUACUUGUUGAUGUAUGUAUCAUCACGUUUCUAUAAACUCUUGCAUGUAUACAACUUUUGAAAGAAACUGGGCUCUGUUCAUUUCGUUCCAACCUGAUUUGAUAUUUGAUUUCAAAGAUCACUUGUCAUGAAUUUGUAAUGGCUCCGUAGUCGGUAAUUUUCUUGUUCAGGUCAAUAUGCUCGGUAAUUUUACAGCUUAUAUUUUUGUGAUUGGAUCGAUUACAUGGUUUUGAAGGAGAUGUUUGUCUGUUCGUGGGACUAAGACGAUGAGUGGUGGGCUUCGGACAAGCGUGAAGGGGUACAUUAUUGCACAACGGGUCACUGGGGCACUGGAAAUAAACACAGUGCACGAGAAUGAGAAUGAGACGAGCAUAAAUGUAACUAGCAAUUCCACAGCUGCUGACUCUGUGGAUCAUCCACCUCCGCUUUCAGUUCCAGAGACUUCAGCUUCAUACGGGCUCAAUAUCUGUGAUGGGAACAUUCCUUGCUUUUCAAUGUUGAGCUCUGCUGCAGAGUGUAUGGCUUCUUAUGGGACUACAACCGGUGCUGAGUGUCCUCCUCACGCUGGUAUGUCUACAAUUCAUCCACUAUUCCACUGUUUACUGGUUUAGUAUCUUCUACGUAAAUUAAAGUGGGCAUCUUUGUCCUUUGAAAUGUA